UUUUCGUUAUAAUAAAACCUAGACAUUACCAUGCUGCUUUAAAAUACACAUAUAAAGUUGUAUUAUGUUUGCAAACACACACGGACACACACUGUCUCGCGGGAGCGCGCACACACACACACACACAGAGCGCAGUGAAUCAGUGUGAAUGUCGCCGUGUUUCUUUCAUGUCAGUUUCUAUCACACGCGUUUUUCUACUGCUCGUUUUUUACAAAUCUAACCGACUUUCCUUUGUGACGGCGGAAAACAGCCGCACUUCGGGUUUCAGCGGUGUUUACUGACGGAUCGCGCCACACUGGAACUAUGAGCUUCAGCGGUCGGCGGGAGAGAGAGCGGCGGCUGCGCGGCUCAGGCGAGCCUUCCCGGGUGUGAGAGUGAAAUCGAGGCCGCUGGCGACGCGGCCUAGUGCGGGCGGUUUAAUGUUUCACUCGACAACACAGAACAGCGCUCCGUCUCCGUCAGGAACAGCAAUGGCUACUUGUGAUGACAGACUGACAUUGAUUGACAGAUGAUGCUGGCGGCACCUGUGCAGGUGACAAGGCCCUCAGCGUCACGGCAGGAGAAUGAAGCUUCAUUCGGACUCGUGCGAGAGCGCGCACGCGUGUGAGUCCGCGUCACGCGCCGACCCGGACAUGAACCCGAACCACCGUUUGACCUUGACCUCCCGCACGCCGAACCCCGGGUGUCAGGAGGCUCCGGAGCGACUGUGCAACGGUUCGUCUGACCAGUCGGGGCUCGAGAGUCUCGCGGCACACCGCGACGACGGGGGGUCGGCGGUGACCUCGGAGGACGAGAGCCGGUCCAGCACGGCGGACGACGAGGACGAUCUCACGCCCGAGAUCCAGCAGGCCUACCGAAUAUUUCAGAGCUUCCUCUCAGAGAAGCACAAGUCCAUAACGGCCCCGUUCUGGCAUCCCGUCGGCCCCGGGGAUCACGGAGAGAUGUGCUUCAGAAAGAUGGAUGAUAAGUUCGUGAAUCGCGAGUACGAGUCCAUCACGGCGUUCGUGGCAGAUUUCAGACUGAUGUUAGAGAACUGUUACCGCUUUCACGGAGUCGAUCACUGGAUCUCCAAACAGGCCCAGAAACUGGAGAUCAUCCUAGAACAAAAGCUCACACUGUUGUCCAGGACGCUGCGGGAGAAAACCACGCUGGCCGUGACGUCCAGAGGUCGUUUCGGCACGGAGGACGAGAAAGCGCCGGUCGGCUCGUCGUCCAGACGGAGGUCGGUGCCGCGUAACCUGGCCAGCAUCACUGUGGGCGGCAGCGAGUCCAUCAUGGUGCAGGCGCUGAGACUGGAGGAGCUGCAGCGAGCCAAAGACGAGAAGAGGCAGCGAGAGCUGGAGCGAAAGGAGGCCGAGGAGGCGUCGGCGAAGGAGGUGGAGGAGUGGGAGAGCUCCUUACUGUCUCUGGCAGAGCCGUGGCCGGUGCGGACCAUGUGGGAGCUUCCCGCCAUCGGCCACUUCCUGUGCCUGGCGCAGACGGCGCUCAACCUCCCCGAGAUCGUGUUCUACGAGCUGGAGCGCUGUUUGCUGAUGCCGCGCUGCAGCUCCUUCCUGGCCAAGAUCAUGACGUCGCUCCUCUGCCACCCGCACAAGAGAACUGCCGUCCACCGCCGCCCGCCACUGCCCUACAGGAAGUGGGAGGCGGAGCUGCGGAGGCGGGUCCAGGGCUGGUACCGGGCGGUGGGGCGGGUGGAGGACCAGACGGGGCGCGCCGAACGUCUCGGCCUCUGCCAUCAGUUCUUCUGGACGCUGGGUGAGGUCAGUCCGCUGGAGGAGACGCCCUUCCACCUGCUGGCCUUCAACCAGCGCGUCUGGCUCCUCAAGGGCCUCUGCGAUCACGUGUACGAGACGCAGAAGGACGUGCAGGACGCCGUCCUCGGGCAGCCCAUCCACGAGUGCCGCGAGUCCAUCCUGGGCUACGACGAACAGGAGAACGCCUACAUUCACUUCCCGCACUUCUGCGGCGCCGACCUGAGGAUCUACUGCCAGAGUCCCUGCGUCGCAAUGGAGUUUCCACUUCCGCUGUUCCACGUCAAGAGAUCCGAGGACGAUCCGGAGGGGUCAGAGGUCAAGGAGGAGACAUAUGAAGUAAAGGUGGAGGAUGAAAACUCCAGCAGGAUGGAGCUGAACUCAUGGGACGUGAAAGAAGAUUCACUCGCCGACGCGGAGGAUCUGGAUCAGAAGUCUUUCUCCCGUGUUCCUUCAUGGUGCAGAGAAGAUUCUCUGGACUCUGUAAGCGUUCGAGAAAAGCUCACGGAGGACGGACGGCUAAAAGAAGAGGACGAUGACGAGUCGGACUGCAAGCCGUGUUUCAGAGUGGGCGACAGCUGCUAUAAAGGCGUCUCGCCGGCUCUGAACACUCACAGAAGUCCUAAACACGACGAGAAUCACAUGAGCGCUGAGGAAGGAAGUCCCUGUCCGGAUUGUUCAGGAGCGUCGCAGGAAUCUCCACGUCUCUGUUCCCGCUGUCGGGUCUGGACCGAACCCAUCCGGCCCGAAAUCACACACCUGCGACGGGACGACUCCGAAACGACACGUGCCCAAAAGAAGAAGAGGAAGAAGAAGAAAGACAGGAAGUUCGCCAUGAAGAAAUCGAAGACGAGCAAACUGAUCUUGAAGAACCGAACGGCCAAAAGCAGCGUGCAGAGAGCCGCCAAAAACAUCAAGAAGAAAGACAAGAGGAAAAGACACAGACUGGGAAAGAGGUUUGAUGGGAAGGCGAUGUUGAUGAGGAGAUCGUCAGGAUCUGCUCCGCCGCCGGCCGAACCCACGUUUCAGUUGGUUUGCUCCAGUCUGGAUGAUCUCAGAGUCCUGAUCAGUAAAACAGAAGAUCAACUCGAUGAACUGGACGGCAAAAAGAGAUCUGGACGGUGGCCGCACAAAAGAGCCGCCGUGAAAGACUUGCACAUCACACUUAUAAGGCUGCUAAAUGAGCUGUUACCAUGGGAACCCAAACUCGUCAAGGCCUACCAGAGAAACAGAGCUCGCUUGAAAAGGGAGUGCGACGAAUUCAGAAAACACCCCGAAUAUGAGAACUUUAUCAGGGAGCAGAUGGAUACAGAAGAUCCUGGGGAAGUUGCAUGCAAAGAUGGUUUGUUGUCUGCUGAGACGACAAGAGAACAGGAAGAGAGUGAAAUCAGAAUGGGCAGAACUGUGAAGGAAGAUUCUGAGACAGCAGAGAAUGUAAAUUACGAAUCAAGAUGUCUAGUCGACAGACCUGAUGUUGUCAUGCAUUCAUCAGAGUCUGGACCUUUCACACGCAGUUCAAAACGGCGCCAAACUGGUGCAAUCACUGAGGAACUGAGUCUGUGCAAAAGAGGCAAAACAGACCCAGAUAGCUCUUUGACGUCUGAUUUAAAUGUGGAAGUUGCAUCCCACGAAGCCUCAGUGUUGCGUGAGCCUUUGAGUAGCUUUCAGGGAACUUGCAAACCCAUCCAGGCUUUGCUGGCUAAGAGUGUUGGAAAUAAAGUGACCUUAAUAAGUCAUCCGAAGGCUGCGGUGAUGGCUCAGAUUCUGCGGGAUCAUAACAAGACAGCGUCUGUAACUCGAUUAUCAACUACCUGUCCGUCUACGCCACACUCUGAACCUGUCUCUGUCUCAGAAACAACUACGACAUCCACAACCGAAAGCACUGGACAGGUGGUGUACAAGACGGCAGGUGGCGUAGGGCUUCUCAGGAAAGGAAGCACUUCUGUAAACUUUUCAGUGCAACCAAUAUCGGAUCAAAAAUCAGGGGCGAAGGUGAUGCAGCAAGUCGUAAUCCUGCCUUCAAAUCUACUGAUUCAAAGCACUGAGAAUAAGGCAGCCCAGACCUCUGCAUCUGCCCUUAAGACUACAACAUACUUGUCCAGCGCUUCAGGGUUCACUGUACCGGAAAACAAGGUUCCUGUUCAGCCGGUUGCACCUUUGAAAGAUAACAGCACUGUAAGAACACCAUCUGCUGUAGUUACGCCCAGUUUAAGGAACUUAACGACUGUUGGUGUGCCUAAAAAGACUACUGAACCAAAGGUGGCCAGCAGUGGUCCGACCAAACCUGAUGCUAAACAGGAGCUCAGGACAGUGUGUAUUAGAGACUCGCAGUCCAUCCUUGUUACUACGAGAGGAGGCAACACUGGAGUGGUGAAGGUUCAGACGUCAGAGAGUGGAACGGGGGCUUUGCCACCCAGCCCGGUUUUUAACAUCUCGCCCCAACUUCAAGCCUUUCUAGUGUCAAAGUCUUCCACGUCCACUACACAAGCUGUUUCGGCCACUCUUGCUGCUAAAUCUCUACCUGGAAUCACUCCUCAGUCUACUUUUGUGGCGGGAACUGUCGCUCCUUUAACGUUUAAUCAGAUUUCCAAUACUGGCACUACAGGCAAAACAACAAACCCUGCUAAAUCCACACUCCUGGCUACAAGCAAAAGCAGUGAUCGAGUCCUCACAAAUGCGAAAGACAGUGCUCAGCAGAAUACGGUCUCUAAAUGUGGAACAAAGCUACCACAGAAACGGGCUCUACCUGGAAGCACAACUCCAGACCAGUCUACUUUCCAAAAGGUAUUCCUGGUCACACCUUCGCCAAGUAUUCCUUCAAAGGUCACUACUACAUCAACCUGUACCGCACCGGGAUCACGGGUCAUGUUUGUAAGCAACUCUGCCCUUACCAUUCCAAAAGAGACGUCAACUUCAGGGGUUAACGUUUCCUCUGCUAGUACACCAGCGUUGAAGGUUAUUCCCAAUUUGGGAACGACCUUAUCCUGCACUUCUGGUACAAGCAUCCAGAGCAUCGGUGUCCCAGGGUUAACAUCAAGAAUACUUGGCACAAACAAGAAACCUGAAGCCUUGACGAAAACUACACCUGUGAUCGUCUCCAGAGUACCUGCAACCACAAGUGGACUUCAGAUUGGUCCAAAAACCUGUUUGGUUGCAAGCAGAAGUCUGUCAGGGAAUACCGAAAGUGCUAUGAAAGUACCUCGGACUGCUGAUGGUAAAACACUCACGUUUUCAACUCUAGGCACCGGCCACAUGGCUUCCUCUGCACUUCUAUCAGUUGUGAAACCGGAUUUACCACCGUCAGUUCCAGCGCUAAAUGCUCUUCACUGUAAACCAGGGUUAUCAGGCAGCUCUACUUCAAGUACAUCUUCAUCUUAUUCAGGAAGCCUAAUUACCAAACACACUACGUUACCAAUUAAUGUGACUGCUAACAAGCCAGUGAACACACCCCUUUGCACUUCACACUCACUGAUUAAAACGACAGCCAAUACUUCCGCUUCUGCAGUAUCCAGUACUUUUGCAUUGAGUUGCAGCUCCACGUUAACUCCUCCGGUGGUGACCUCUGGAGUCCGACCUCUGACCUCUACGACCAAGAGUGUUCAGGAGAAACUAGUGAUCAACACCACUGCCCCGCUUGCCCCUGGAACUCAGCUCCUGAUCAAUAACACCAGAUUUGUUGUACCUUCUCAAGGCCUUGCACCUGGCAGCCACGUUCUGCUUAUCUCCAACUCUUGUCCUGGAGGAUUGCAAGGGUCAAAUCCCGCUGUUCCUCAAAGAUUGCAGGGUCCAAGUUCUACUAGUCCUGGAGGAUUGCAAGGGCCAAGUGUUGCCAGUCCUCGUAGAUUGCAAGGGCCAAGUUCCGCUUGUCCUCGAGGAUUGCAAGGGUCAAGUCCUGCUGUUCCUCAAAGAUUGCAGGGUCCAAGUCCUGGUAGUCCUGGAGGAUUGCAAGGACCAUGUCUUGUUGGUUCUCGAGGAUUGCAAGGGCCAAGUCCUGCUGGACCUCAAGGCUUGCAAGGGCCAAGUCCUGCUGGACCUCAAGGCUUGCAAGGUCAAAGUCUUGCCAGUCCCGGAGGAUUACAAGUCCUAAGUCCUGCUUUCACUGCUUCUAGAGGUCCAAACUUUUCAGCUACUCACACGGUUCCUUCAGUUGUACAAGGUGUAAGAUUGGUAACACCGGUCAGGCUACCCUUGGCAAAAGUUGGACCUUCUGAUCAAGCCCGUCAGCAACUGAGCAUUAGAACUCCAUUGAAUGUGUCUGGUCCUACUGUUCUCUCACAAGUGGCACAAGCUCUGCGUCCUGGUGUAUCAUCAGACACUGUGAGACUUCCUAUCUUUCAAACCUCCAGUGUCUCAGUUGCAGCAUCACAAGGUACGACCGGGAGUCCUAAAGAAACCUCUCUUUCCCAAAGACGUUUACUAAGCACAGCUUCUCCAAUGCUCCUGCAAGGAAGACCAUCACAAAACCAAGUGGCGCCGGUCGUACCACCAGCGAAAGCUGCAAUUCCAAGGCAUUUGCCAAUGGUAAAUGUACCACCCAUGAGCAGCACGAUAUCUCGGAUGCAGAAACUUCCGGUUGCAACAGUUCCACCAAUCGGUGGUCCAACCAAUGCCAGUUCAGCCACUCCUAUUGCAACCGUUCCUCCGUCUGUGAGCACAGUCAUAAUGACACCUUGUCCGCCUAUCAGAACCGUGCAACCUGGGACAAUCGGAAAGCCAGUUAUUUUACCCCAGUCAGCGCAAGGUCAAAGCACGGUUCCCGUACAAGUUCCCACUCCUGCUAAACUGUUGUUGAGCCCAGAUGGUGCUGUCUUAAAUAUCGUUCAGGCCUCAGCAUCAAGCGUGCAAGUGUUGGCGAAGCCAAUGUCCGCUCAACUGAUCAGUUCCUCCUCAAGUAGCGUUAGUGUACCUAUUUUAAACACAAGUGAUCCGUUGAGAAGACCAGAUACCCUGGGGAGACCUAAUCACUGAGAUGGUUCUGGAGGUUGUCUGAUUUCCCGUCGUAGAGGAUGGGUCUGUUCAGUGUUUUGGCCUUUGUUGAAAAAAAAACAAGUGGGCUUCCUUUGGUUCUCCCCAUCUUGAAAGGCUGAAUACUAAAUACCUAAAUUAAUCAUUUUUGUGCAUUUUGCUCUUUACAGUACCAGUUAAGGGGAAAUUGGUUAUCUUUAGAGUUGUAAAUAAAAUUGGUUUUGCAAAGAGAAAUUUGGAGAUUUGAAAUGGCCAGUAAUGUACAUAACAGUAUUUGUUUGGCUGACUCUUUUCUACUCCAUUUGUAUGCAAUGGUUUGAAUGUUUUGUAGCAUUUUCCAUUAAAAUGAUUAAUAUUAUUCUGUAGAACAGUCUUCGGUCUAUUUAAGAGUAUGUCUGGCUGAUCACAAGCCUGCGUUAGUGCAUUCAGGCGUAGGUUGAGUAUUAUCAGACAUCAUCUGAUAACAGUUUGGUUUUGUGUUUCCUCUAUAUUCAUGAAAAUAAACUUGGCAUAUUUAUGACUGAAGCAAAACACUGGUGUGCUGUGCUUGUCUUUUGAGUUUGUUAAAUGUAUGAGAUCAGAGAAUCCCAAACAUUUUUGUUGGCUGUAUCCAUUUAUUUUACGGUAUAAUGCAGGGGUGCUCAACCCUGUUUUUGGAGAUCGACCUUCCUGCAGAGUUCAGCUCCAACCCUGAUUAAACACACCUGAACCAACUAAUUAGGAUCUGAAGGAGCACUUGAUAAUUACAGACAGGUGUGUUUGAUCUGGGUUGGAACUAAAUUCUGCAGAUUGGGCACCCCUGGUAUAAUGUAA
Labeo rohita (rohu) is the source of this 7529-nucleotide messenger RNA. RefSeq lists its product as uncharacterized. Gene Ontology annotation, molecular function: protein binding. The record is from RefSeq and is a predicted model, not a curated record. Lineage: Eukaryota; Metazoa; Chordata; Actinopteri; Cypriniformes; Cyprinidae. Bases 564 to 6719 code for a protein of 2051 amino acids. The transcript is spliced from 10 exons.